GAAUUCUCCUACAUAUCAUAUCGCCCUUGUAUCCGUCCACGGUCCACCUAAUAUAAAACGACGUCGUUCGUUGGUGGGGUCUCUGGAGUGUGGUUUCCCUCCCUUCUCAGUUUUCUGUUUCAACUGUAUCAAGUUCUUUAUAGGACUACAUGAACCAAAUCAAAUGAAGUCUCAGCACAACACAACUCUGUGGAUAUCGAAUGAUCGUCAAGUUCACAUGGGGUAUCUUGAACCGCUUUUCCCACAUCUCUCGCCCACUGAUUCGUCAUUUCUCCGACCAAGCUACAGUCACGACAGAUCCCAUGUUUCCACAACAAUCCUACAUGGAAAUGUCCCAGAAAUUUUACGAAUCCAUGAAAGAAUGUGCAUCGCUCCGGUCGAUUCCCAUUGCCCGGAAACUUCAUGCCCAGCUCAUAUUUAUGGGGCUGAAGUCUUCAAUUUUCUUGCAAAAUCAUCUAUUGAAUAUGUACUCCAAUUGUGGAUUGAUUAGUGACGCUUAUCGGGUUUUUGGUGGCAUCAUGUUUCCUAAUGUUUAUAGUUGGAAUACGAUGAUCAGUGGGUUUGCUGAUUCGGGUCAGAUGAGGGAAGCGGAGAAGUUGUUUGAGAAAAUGCCCGAGAGAGACUCCGUUUCUUGGAACUCAAUGAUGUCGGGUUAUUUUCAUAAUGGGGAACUGGAGGCUACUAUAAAGGUUUUUGUUUCGAUGGUUCGGGAUUGUUGUUGCGUUCCUGACCCGUUUUCUUUCUCCUGUGUGAUGAAGGCUUCUGGAAGCCUUGGAUACUUGAAAUUAGCUUUGCAAUUGCAUGGUUUUGCAGAGAAAUUUGAUUUUGGAAUAGACACUUGUGUUGAAACUUCAGUUCUUGAUAUGUACAUCAAGUGUGGUGCAAUGGAUUUCGCUCAGAAAGUGUUUUGUAGGACCCCGAAUCCAAGUUUGUUUUGUUGGAAUAGUAUGAUUUAUGGUUAUUCAAAAUAUGGCAGCGUUAAAAAGGCUCUUGAGUUGUUUGCUAAAAUGCCUGAGCGCGACACUGUUUCUUGGAAUACGAUGAUUUCAAUCUUGUCGCAACAUGGGUUUGGCGCUGAAACUCUUAAUACGUUCCUUGAGAUGUGGAACCAAGGUUUUAGACCUAAUUCCAUGACAUAUGCUAGUGUUCUUAGUGCGUGCACCAGCAUUUAUGAUCUGGAAUGGGGUGCACAUCUGCAUGCACGGAUUGUUCGCAUGGAACCAUGUCUUGAUGUGUAUGCAGGGUGCGGUUUGAUUGAUAUGUAUGCAAAAUGUGGACGCUUGGAAUCUGCAAGGCAGGUAUUUGAUGGCUUAACUGAGCAUAAUGCAGUCUCUUGGACCUCUUUAAUUGGGGGAGUUGCACAGGCUGGGUUUCAAGAAGAAGCUUUGGUAUUAUUUAAUCAAAUGAGAGAGGUGCCUGUGGCUUCGGAUCAGUUCACUCUUGCAACUGUUCUUGGAGUUUGUUUGAGUCAAAAGGAUAUUUCUAUUGGGGAACAGCUCCAUGCACAUACGAUCACUCGUGGACUGGAUUCUUCUGUUCCUGUGGCAAAUGCUCUUGUUACAAUGUAUGCGAAGUGUGGAGAUGUUUGGAAAGCAAAUCAUGCAUUUGAGUUGAUGCCAAUAAGAGAUAUAAUUUCAUGGACUGCAAUGAUUACUGCAUUUUCUCAGGCUGGUGAUGUUGAAAAAGCCCGAGAAUAUUUUGAUAAAAUGCCAGAGCGGAAUGUAAUAUCCUGGAACUCAAUGUUAGCCACAUAUAUGCAACGCGGGUACUGGGAAGAGGGUCUCAAAGUAUACAUCCAGAUGCUAAGGGAAGGGGUUAAGACAGAUUGGAUCACUUUUUCAACUUCAAUCAGUGCCUGUGCUGAUUUGGCAGUACUCAUACUUGGGAAUCAAAUUUUAGCUCAAGCUGAAAAACUAGGGUUCAGUUCUAAUGUUUCAGUUGCAAAUAGUGUUGUUACCAUGUAUUCAAGAUGUGGGCAGAUUGAAGAAGCACAGAAAAUGUUUAGUUCAAUUGUUAUGAAGAAUUUGGUUUCUUGGAAUGCAAUGAUGGCAGGAUAUGCUCAAAAUGGUCAAGGUCGGAAAGUUAUCGAGAUCUUUGAGAAAAUGUUAAAUAUAGGAAAUGUGCCUGAUCAGAUAAGUUAUGUAUCUGUUCUUUCAGGUUGUAGCCAUUCGGGAUUUGUUUCAGAAGGGCAAUAUUACUUCCUGUCUAUGACUAAAGAUCAUGGCAUCUCUCCAAUGAGCGAGCAUUUUGUAUGCAUGGUAGAUUUACUUGGCCGGGCUGGCCAGUUAGAGCAGGCUAAAAAUUUGAUCAAUCAAAUGCCCUUUAAACCGAAUGCUGCCAUUUGGGGAGCCCUGCUUGCUGCUUGCCGGAUCCAUGGCAAUACAAAAUUAGCAGAACUUGCAGUGAAGAAUUUGCUUGAGUUGGAUGCAGAAGGACCUGGAAGUUAUUGUCUUCUAGCCAAUAUAUAUUCGGAGUCCGGAAAGAUACAAGGUGUUACAAAUGUGAGAAAACUGAUGAGAGACAAAGGAGUCCGGAAGAAUCCUGGUUGUAGCUGGAUUGAGGUUGAUAAUAGGGUACAUGUCUUUACUGUAGAUGACACAAAUCAUCCACAAAUCAAGGAUGUCCAUAGAAUGUUAGAGGAGAUUAUAAAGAAGAUAGAAGAAAUUAAAAACUAUGCCAAUGUGAUGAAUUCUGGCAGAUCUCAUAAUUACCAUAGUGAGAAGCUUGCUGUGCCACUUCGAUUGAUUAGUUUGCCUGCUUGAUUGACCAUCCAUGCUAUGAAGAAUCCUGAUUGUUCAUGAGGUCACAAAGCUGAUUUUCAUUGCUAACUGAAGGGAACUUGUACUGUGGGAUGCAAACCAUUUCAAUCAUUUAAAGGAUGGAACCUGCUCUUAUGGAGCUUACCAGUGAUCUAAGGUAUGCUGAAACUCCAUCUAUUAUUCUCAUAGUCAAUCUGGAUUUAAGUUUCCCAUCUAUCCAUGCGUGAUAACUUAUUUUUAUCCACCAUCCAAUUUAGUUAUGAAAAGGAAAAAAAAAAAAACCUUGUACAUUUUAUUUGAAGAUAAACAAAUAAAAGUAAUUACAGCUACCGAGAGUCUCAAAUGCUGAAACGUUAUUAAUGCUAAGGGACAAGGGAUGCUACUGAUUCAAUCUAAUAUUGUAGAACAACUGUGGAUUGAUGCAAUCUGUUUCUCCUUGCUAGUGCCUACACUUUUUUCAUAGCCUGGGCAAGAUCAAAGACAAACUUACUAGAAUUUUACAGAGAAAAAUGUGAAGAUUCUCUUUACUUAGUGAACUUUAUGUCUGGGUUCCUCAUUGAUUUGAGCCACAUGUCUGCCAUUACACGUGAGGAAAUGCUCCAUAAUAUAUCCUGGCUUUUUGAGGGGACAUGUUUUCCUUUUUUUCCUGCCUUCCCCAAUCCGAAUGCCAACAGCCACUGCAUUGCUGUCAGCCUCUGCUUCUCGGUAUCCCACACAUUCCUCUUACCCCCCUUUUUUACUUUCAGACCUCCUAUAUGCAAACUUCCGACUUUGAAUCUCUUGUCUUCAUCAUAUGUUUUUGGCUUUACAUCAGCAUGUGUUGCAUGAAUCAACACUAUCACUGGGCCCCCAACUGACUCAAAUCGCCUUAUUGGAUCCCGCAGCUGAACAACCACUGUUAGUGUGAGGGUUGUUUGGCUCUCAGAGUCUCCAUCAGAAGUAUUCAAACUACUAUUUUUCAUCCAUUCCUCAAGUGGAAUGGCAGAGGCAAGGGGAUGAUUUUGAUCUUUACCACUGGUUGUGGCUGUUUUUCCAACGAGUGAAGAAACUUCAAACGGGGCAUCUUCCUCAGCCAUAUCUGCCUGAAUUUUCAGAGCUUCAACUGCCAUAGCCUCAAUCUUCUGCAUUGAGAAUGCUAGAAUCUCAUCCACUGUCAAUGGGUCUUCAUUCACAUUCCAUAUUCCUGUUGAGAUUCUCUCCCUCCUGCCUGUAUUCAUUGCAGUUGCCAUGGUUUUAACUGCAGCAACGGUACGGGCAGCACUUGAGCUAGCACCUUCUUUGUUCCUUCCGAGGAUGAUUGCUGAAGCAAUGCCUUCAAAAGCUAUCUGUUCAGCUGUCUUACCUAUAAGUUCAUCAAGGGGCAUUGAAGAUAAAAUUUCUGAGCUGAGUUCUUCAAGCCCAGUUGCAGCCAUCUUCUGAAAUAACUCGAACCCAUUCAUGGAUUUAUGAGAGGUAAGGACUAAAGCUUUUGAUAACUGCAUUGCAAGUUUUGGGGUGUCCUUCCUUGUUACUGCAGUAUCUAGAGGAUUCAUGGCAGCUAAGUAGCCUCCAUCCCUGGUCUGAACCACACAGCCCAGGCCCUUUCCAAGAUCUGGGAGAAAAACCAUGGUAUCUGCCUCUGUAGAAUCCUCAACUCCUUCCAGCUUUAGAGGUGGGAUAUCAGAUUGAUUGAAUCUCAAUUCACUAUCAUCUUCAGCCUCUAGCAUCUGAAGAAAUUCUCUAGUCACUGUUUCUUCGUCUGCAUCCAGUCUCGGCACAUCUGUUUCUUCCUCUGUUUUGUUGAGUUUUUCUCCCCCCAUCAUUGAUUCAAGAGCUUUUAUCUGCUGAGCAAUGGAAUCAAGCUCAGUUAAUCUUGUAAGAUGGACCUGAUCAUGCACAACUUCCUUCACAACCUCACUUGACACAGACCUUUUAUCAACAUUUUCUUUCAUCUCUCCUUCGCCAGCCUCUUCUUUGUCUUGGAUCUCAACUCCUUUGUCCACAACAUCAAAAUCCAGAACGUCUAGAUCUUCUAUCUUUGAUUCAGUUUCUUCUGACUUUUGAAUAGAGGGAGAGGUUGAAGGCACUGGAGCAGGUUCAUCAAGAUUCAAGUCAUCAAUACCUUGGAGAUCUCCAGUUGCUCCUCCCUGUGAAGGAGUCCAAGUUUCUGAUCGGCUUGACAUCCUUGGACUGGGGAUGCUAAAGGAUGAUUUCGACUGCUUACGGCCAAAAGAGGAUGCGAAAUUCAUAGAUUUACCGGACUUCAAUCCCUCAGACUGACUAUAAAUUCCAACCCCCCCAUCUUUCUCCAUAAUCUGAAAUCCCAAUUUCAGAACAAGUUCUCCUCCUUUUGCUUUCCCUGAUAGAUUGAAGCUCAUGUCCCAUUGUCGAACUCGUGUACCUUCAGCGCUUUUCUCUAUGGACUCCUGAAUAAGGAGACUCAAAUCCACCAAACUUCUUCCAAAAUCAAGCUCUUGAGCAUCAACUGCAAACACAUAGAUCAAAAAUGGUCGUGGCUCAAAUUUUUGCUGUUUUCCACUGUCAUAACUGCAGUAAACAUGACACUUAAGAAACAUAGUCUCUUCAAAAUCAGCUGCUCCCUGUGAAACUCUUGAUGGCAUUGUGUGAACUGCGCCUUCCUUGGUUUCCUUCUUCCUAACACAAACUGAAAGCCGGAGUCCGUUCAUAGAAGCUGGAAGUCCUUGGACAGUGACAACUUCGACAGAGAACAAACAGCUCAGCUUCUGCAUCCCAAUGUGCGAAAGGGCUCGAAUUGGCUUCCAGUUCCAAAUUCCUUUCUUCUCUGCUGAAGCUGCCUUUUCAUUCAACUUCGUGAUGGGUUGCUGGCUCAAAGGCUUUGGCUGAUCCUUCUGCCCAUUUCCAUCAUCGAGCUUUGGCCUAGACCGCCAUGGUGAGAGAGACAUGCGCCUGGAUCGCCCCCUGGUGCUGGAUUUCUCCUCAUUUUUGGCUUCAUCAGCGGAUAAUAUUGGGGGAACUGAGCUUCGAGGGAGAGCAAGGGAGGCAGUUCUUCGAGCAGUGUGGGACUGGUAGAGGGACUGACUGAGCUCUUCCAGUUCUGCUAAGAGCUGGGUGCUGGAAUUCCUUGGGUUUGUUUCUUCUGCCAUUGUUGACAAAGAAAGAAAGCUAACAAGAGAGCCCUGCAACUGGUGAUGAUAGUAUUGAAGUUAUGGUAUUGCAUUAAGGAAAAGAUAAGGUAGUUUAGAUGGAUGAAAGGUUAUGAGGUGGAGAAAUUGCCAUGAAAGAUGAGUCUUCAGAACCAGGAAUUUUCUACGGUUGGAUUUUGUGAUGGAUAAGGGAAGAACGAUUGUCAUCUCUCCCUCUCUCAUUCUCCAGAAAGAGACAGGCCUGGAAACACGAGGCAAUCCGGUCCCAGAGAAUUAAUUGUUUGUAGUCAUGCGUCCUCCAUUACUAGUUUUGUUAUUUACUGCUCUGCAUUUCAGUUUUUUUAUCA
Messenger RNA from Vitis vinifera (wine grape), 6210 nucleotides. RefSeq names its product pentatricopeptide repeat-containing protein At2g13600. Gene Ontology annotation, molecular function: protein binding; RNA binding. Lineage: Eukaryota; Viridiplantae; Streptophyta; Magnoliopsida; Vitales; Vitaceae. The transcript has a single exon. The record is from RefSeq and is a predicted model, not a curated record. Bases 201 to 2762 code for a protein of 853 amino acids. Gene Ontology annotation, biological process: RNA modification.